Molecule: messenger RNA, 843 nt
Organism: Coniosporium apollinis CBS 100218
Lineage: Eukaryota; Fungi; Ascomycota; Dothideomycetes
Exons: 4
Coding region: 1-843 (280 amino acids)
Cellular component (GO): membrane
Source: RefSeq, a predicted model, not a curated record
AUGGCGACUGACGGGAAACGUAGUUUGCCUAGUGUCUUCGACUGGCGAUUAGGAACAUACUUCCUCCCUGUUCCCAUUAUUCUGCUAUACGUCCUCGCUAUGGUCGGUGGCAUAUCGGAGUCGCCGGGAGUGGUUGACAUCUUCCUCUUCAAAUUGCAAAGCGGAAACGGGGCGGCAGCCGUCAACGCAGCCGCGUCAGAACUCCGCGUUGGCUACUUUGGUAUGUGCGCAGGGACCAAGAAGGACCUCGUGUGUCUCCCUACGAGCGGCGUGUCCUCCGCCGAGAAACUGGCCGUUCGCUUCAACGAGGAUUCAGCCAGAUCCUCCACCGGGCUCGGGGGCUUGGCGCCGCUACUGCCUGUAGCGCUCAGUCUACAGUCGAAGACUUUCUUGUGUGUCCUCGCUGUAUCAGGAGUGUUGUUCUGCGUCAGCCUAGUAUGUCUCGGCCUCCUGAAGCGCGACAUCAAGAAACAAGCAGGCGGAUCGGGUAAGAGCCACGAGCAGCGGUUGAGACGGGCAUCGCUAGCGCUGUUGUGGGUCUCUGUAGCUUUGGCAACCGUCUCUGCUGCUGCGGUCACUCAGGCGACUUCGGCCUUGAAGAUUCUUACGAAAGAUCUUCCAGCCGUGGCAGUGUCCUUAACAGCGGGUAUCACACUCCAAGCUUUACAGUGGGCCGUGAUAGUUCUAUCGACACUAUUCUCCCUUGGCAUUUCGAUUCUGGUCAAGGGCGGCGGCGGCAUGUCACUUUCCAAGCUGGGUCUACCAGGACCGGGCCCGGCUGCGCCGCCUAUGAGGCCGACCGGGCCCCCCAUGGGGCGGCCGCCAGGCGCUGUCCUUCCCUGA